This is a messenger RNA of Ipomoea nil (Japanese morning glory), 1293 nucleotides long. RefSeq names its product protein FAR1-RELATED SEQUENCE 5-like. The record is from RefSeq and is a predicted model, not a curated record. Bases 1 to 1293 code for a protein of 430 amino acids. The transcript has a single exon. Lineage: Eukaryota; Viridiplantae; Streptophyta; Magnoliopsida; Solanales; Convolvulaceae. Gene Ontology annotation, molecular function: nucleic acid binding; zinc ion binding. Gene Ontology annotation, biological process: regulation of DNA-templated transcription.
AUGAAGUUCAAGACUGCAAUGGAAUACACCCCAAGAUGUGCUACAACUGACCAAGAUCCAGCACUAAAAAUAGUCGUACCACAAAUUAUGCCAACAACAAGGCACAGAUUCUGUAUGUGGCACAUCAUGGCAAAAGUUGGGGAAAAAGUAGGGGUUGCAUUGUGGCACAACGCAGACUUCAAAAAGGAACUAAAUAACACCGUAUGGGAUGACACAUUAACAAUAGAUGAAUUUGAGAGGAGAUGGACAACACUAAUGAAGGACUACAAUCUUGAAGACCACCGGUGGUUUGCCCAACUCUACGAGGCACGUGCAUCGUGGAUACCUGCAUACUUCAACGACAUACUAAUGGGAGGUCUGCUAAGGACCACAUCACGGUCAGAAUCAGAAAACAACUACUUUGGUAAAUUUACAAACCACCACUGCAGCUUGGUAGAAUUCAUGGCACAAUACAAUAGUGCAAUUGGAGAACAGAGGCACAAACAAUCAAAACUCAACGCAGAAAAUGAAGGUUCGUACCCUGAAACUAAAACCCCUUUGAGUAUUGAGAAGCACGCUGCUAAAGUCUACACCGUAAACAUACUCUAUGAAUUUCAACAAGAGGUAUGGGAUGCGAGUUUCAGAUGCCACAUCACCGACAGAAAUAACCUAGGUGAUAUAUGGACUUAUCAAGUUGAAGAAACAGGUGGAAAAAGUUUUGAAGUAAUAGAAAUCCCAAGCAUGGAGCAAAUAGAGUGUGCAUGCAAGAACUUCAACCGUGUCGGUAUACUAUGCAGGCAUGUGAUACAAGUGAUGAAGACAAGAGGGUAUGAAACAAUCCCACAAAAGUAUAUUGUCCCACAGUGGACACGAGACGCAUGUGCACAGCCAUUAUACGACGUCCCAUGGGCAAAAAGAACAAAAAUUCCCAAGGCAACUGAAACAACAAAAGUUGCAAAUCAACUAUGGAAUGAAUUCUACAACUGCAUGGGAUUAGUGAAUGGUUGGCCAGACAAGAUGGACAAAAUGUUGGCAACAUUGCAACAACUCAAGAAAGACCUAGAAAACGAGAGGCAACACACACAAGGGCACGCCAACAACGAAUCUGUGUUUGAAACACUAGUCGGAUCAAGCAGACCGAGCGACAUACAAAUAAAACCACACAAAGUUGCAAAGAAAAAAGGGAGUGGGAAGAGACUCAAAAGCAACAGAGAGAAAGCCACCACGAACAACCAAAAGAAAAAAGAAAGAACAUGCAAUAUAUGCGAUCUCCCCGGGCACAACAGUCGCACCUGUCCGGAUAAACUUGCAUAA